UGACGUCCGUUGAAUUUUGAUUUCUGACGGAAAAAUACGAAAACAAUACGUAAUUUCGCUAAAAGCAAAUAGAUUAUAAUAAAAAGUGCAUAGUUUUGUGGAAUUUGUGAACAGGAUAUUAUUGGUUAUAUGACAGGCGUGUGUAUGGCUUGUUUGCAAAAAUGUUAGAAAAUCCAAUAACUUCAACUCCUCUGCAAAGGCAGAGCCUUGGCGGGAGCAGCGGCAGCUCUAUAAUAAAAAGAAGGAGUCUCAUACCACACACUCGAGUAACCAGAGCCAGAGAUGAUGAUUGCAACGAUGAUGAUGCUGAGAGGUCUUCACUGGUGGCAUCAGAGCGCGCGGUGGCGUCGUCGACGCCGACGCAGUCCCCGCGCCGCGGCCGUGAGACCAUGUCUUCAUCGCCACAGAAGGAACACUUUCAAGGAUGUUUGAAACUCUAUGCUGAAAAUAAAAUAAACAAAGAUAAUGCCUGGAACCUGCAGUUGAUAGACUUCAUGACAUCAAUGUUGAGGAAACAUGACUCUAGAAUGGAAAACUUGCAGACAGCAUCCACGGUGGUGGAUGCUUCAGCCAGGAUUUACUCAUUCAGGGUGGAUGCUGUGCAUUAUGAUGUGCUCAAGAUGGCUGGAGGACUGAGUAAAGCUGCUCAGACUAAGAGAGGUAAGAAGGACGACGAGGGUUGCACACAAGAUGAAGGCGCAGUGGACGGUGACGUAACCACGGCGCCUGUUAAAAAGAAGAAGAAACGAUCCAAGGGCGCAGUAGCCGCCAACCCUGACGUCUUCAACGGGGAUUUUGAUGCAAAUGAUUGUAUAGACCCAUUCUUCGAGAGACUAGCAGCGACCACGGGCGACGUUACUUCAUCGAACCGAGCGUUCAACGCGACCUUACCAAUAGACGACAAGACACUUGGACUCAUUUUACGAACAGACGACCUAUUCCUAGAGCCAAUAAAGGAGAAUGUACCAGAGGACAUCGACCUGACGGAGCGCAUCACGAUAGCCCUGAAGCUGCUACCUGCGUUCACGAGCAGCGAUCAGAUCUGUGAACCAUUUACUGGCUUCUCUAUCAGCAACUGGGACCCAGAGACCGAGGAUACUGAUUCUCGCGUGAACAACUGGGUGGAGGACAACCGCCUGAACCUGUCUCAACAGGCGUUGGCCUUCGACGUCAACGCUGAGGUGGAGCCAAUACCUCAGGAUGAGCAGCAUAACGAUUUAUAUGACGAGGAGCCGCUGGGCGGCAUCUCGAGCGGCGAGGAGGCGGACGUGUGCGUGGCGGCGUGCGUGGCGCGCGCGGCGGGCGGCGCGGCGGCGCGCCUCACGGACAUGCGGCCCGCGGCGCGCGCAGACACGCGGCUGGAGUACUCGUACUGCGGGGCCAUCGUGGCCGCCUGGGCCGGGCCCAGCCACUGGCGGCUCAAGAACAACAGAGCAUCAAAACUAUCGGAGCGCACACAAUCAACGGGCGGCCGCCUCACAGUGGACGGGACCACCAAAAAGCCCCCUAGAACGAAGCGCCAGCUGGACUUCCUGGGCGCAGGGCUCGCCUUCGACUGCAGGGCCGAGCCCACGGGCGAGUACGAGCCCACGCAGCCGGCCAAGAUUGUCAUCAGCAGGAAGACACUCGCUACUGGACAUACCUGGAAUGAAGCCAACUUUAAAACUCCUAUAGAUAGAGGCCUAGACGAGUCCCACUUCCGCAAGUUAUUCCUGCGCCGUAACGUGAUGCUGCCCCGCAAGAGGUCGCUGGAAGCCAGCAAGCCGGCUGACGUCGAACCGCUGGAGGUGGACGCGGCCAGGGAUUACGACUACAACAACGAGAACGACGCCUCCUACUGCGUCAAUAACGUACCGGAUGGCGACGAAUGGGGCAAUGAAGACGCUUUGGCUGCAGGAGACCCGCACGAGCAGAUAAAGGCUGCUGAGCCGGAGGAAAUUGGUGACAUGCUGGAACCACCCACUAAGAUCGCGAAAAUCUUCAUCCCAUACGCAAUGCGAGCGAAAAAGGUAGACAUGAAGCAAUUGAAACACUGUACAUGGAGAAUGCUAACUGAAAAGACUAAAGAGGGCGAGAAGGAAGAUGUUCACCCGACGACCUUCUUCAAAAUAUACACGAGGUUACCUCACAAACUCACUCCCAACAUGAGGGAGUCGCUCAGUGUGCCAUUAGCCUUAUUGUCCGUCCUACAUCUAGCCAACGAGAAAGGACUCAUUUUGGAAAAGAAAGACGACCUCAAGGACAUCGGUAUUGCAGGCCUUAUAAAAUAAUUUCAGUACAAAUUAGUUUGUAAUGAAUUGCAUGUUUGAAAGAAUUGUCUGCGUAUCUACCAUUGAGAAGAAAGCUUUUGUUUGUUGCUCAACUUGUGCAUUUAUAGAUGUAAAAAUCAAGUCUUGCAUGUAAUAAGCCACUAAGCUUGUUAGGUACAAGAUUUCGCAAUUUUUUGGAUGAAAGAUGAUAAUAGUGGCGAUUCGGCAACCACCAACUUAAUUUGACAGGACUAAAACUAGUUCCAUUUCUUUCUUGCACGUAUUGUUAGUGAAGGACGGCACUAGUUUGAGCUGUCAAACUGUUAAGGGUAAGUUUGUGCCCGCCCAAACAGGCACCAAUGAGUGGUAUAACAAUUUGUUUGUCUUCUAAUAUUUUUCUCAGUGGUAGAUAGUCCCAAAUGCUGGGCAUUAGUUAGUAAUAAUGAAAAUGUACAUAAUCACAUGCAUUAUUUUCCAUUUCGUGAAUUAAUUUGAUAAAGCCAAUGUCAUAUUGUACAGACGUUUUAUAAGUCGUAUAUUUUAAUAAUUAUUUUACUUUUUAAUAAACUAGAUUUAUUAAGCA
Molecule: messenger RNA, 2832 nt
Organism: Pectinophora gossypiella (pink bollworm)
Lineage: Eukaryota; Metazoa; Arthropoda; Insecta; Lepidoptera; Gelechiidae
Gene: barr
Product: condensin complex subunit 2
Exons: 12
Coding region: 162-2270 (702 amino acids)
Biological process (GO): mitotic chromosome condensation
Cellular component (GO): condensin complex
Molecular function (GO): chromatin binding
Source: RefSeq, a predicted model, not a curated record